This is a messenger RNA of Bolinopsis microptera, 762 nucleotides long. RefSeq names its product putative ankyrin repeat protein RF_0381. Gene Ontology annotation, molecular function: protein binding. Bases 42 to 755 code for a protein of 237 amino acids. The record is from RefSeq and is a predicted model, not a curated record. The transcript is spliced from 2 exons. NCBI's taxonomy places the organism in Eukaryota, Metazoa, Ctenophora, Tentaculata, Lobata, Bolinopsidae.
UUAAUACUUUCAACACUACUAUAUAACAAAUAAUUUGAGACAUGUCAUACGUAAUCAGUGACCCGAUAUGGAGAACUAUACAAGAAAAAGUAAAAGAAGGAAACGUGACUGAAUUGUUGGAUGUUUACACUGUAAACAACUUGGACUACAAUGCUAAAGGUGGGAAUUACAAGAGUACAGUACUUCAUGUAGCAGCAGAAAAAGAUAAACAAGAGAUUGCAGGUUAUCUUAUACAACACGGAGCGGAGGUGGACAUAAAGGACAGUAGUGGGUUAACACCGUUACAUGUAGCUGCACGUAAUAACAGUGUAGAGGUAGCUAAAUUGCUGUUACAACAUGGAGCGGAUGUGAACAUUAAGGACAAGUAUGGGGAAAACCUGUUACGUGAAGCUGCAAGUAAUAACAGUGUAGAGUUUGCUAAAGUGCUGUUAGAACACGGUGCUGAUGUGAACACUAAGAACAGUAGUGGGAGAACACCGUUACAUUAUGCUGAAAGUGAUAACAGUAUAGAGUUAGUUAAAUUGCUGUUAGAACAGGGAGCGGAGGUGAACAUUAAGAACAGUGAUGGGGAAACACCGUUACAUGAUGCUGUACGUGAUAACAGUAUAGAGUUAGUUAAAUUGCUGUUAGAACACGGUGCUGAGGUGAACACUAAGAACAAUGAUGGGGAAACACCGUUACAUGAUGCUGAAAGUGAUAACAGUAUAGAGUUAGUAAAAUUGCUGUUAGAACACGGAGCGGAGGUGAACUUCUAAGCUUUGC